This is a messenger RNA of Rotaria sordida, 1044 nucleotides long. NCBI's taxonomy places the organism in Eukaryota, Metazoa, Rotifera, Eurotatoria, Philodinida, Philodinidae. The record is from the annotation of a GenBank genome assembly.
AUGCCAUUGUCCAUUGAAAAUUCUUCUAAUAUAGAAACAUCGAUUGCUAUAGAAUUAUGCCAAUAUCAUCCAUAUUAUUUACUUGGCGAGACUAUUUGGAGAAUAGGUGCACUCUUAUGUGUUUUAUUAGGUAUGCCUGGUCAUGUAAUUGUUGUUAUUAUUAUGCUCAAUUCAAGAAAUCGAAGACAACCUGUUUGUCUAUAUUUUGCAACAAUUGCUAUUUUUGAAUUUAUUUAUCUCAUAAUUGUUUUCUGGUUAUGGUGUGCCUCAUUAUCAUUAGUUCGUGAUCCUCGUGCUGUUUUAACAUGUGGAGUCUAUUAUAGUUUAACAAUUGGUUCAUCAAAUGUUUCAACACUAUUACUUGCAGCUGCAUCUAUUGAUCGUCUUCUUAUUGUUGUUUAUCCUAGUCGUUAUUCAAUAUUUGUAACACGAACAAAAGCAUUAGUUAAAAUCAUAUUCAUUAUAAUAUUUGUUUUUAUUCUUAUAAUUCAAUAUCAUUUUUCAUUUUAUUAUUCUUAUUUAUAUAAUAUUUGUGAAUAUUAUUCAUAUGCACAAUUAUGGCAUGGAAAAAUUUGGCCACUUAUACGUCUUGCUCUAUUAGCAUUUGUUCCAUGUCUAAUUAUAUGUAUUUGUUCGUUUGUUAUAUUAAAAAAUCGUUAUUAUCGUCGUCCAUCAGCAACAAGUGAAACAACAGGUACAAGACAUAUGCGUACAGCUUCACUUUUACUUGUAAUAUAUUCAAUAUAUUAUACAAUAAGUGUAAUGCCAUUAAAUAUUCUUCAAUUUUUUCAUUCAUAUUUUUUUAAUGAUGAUACAGCAGGAAAAACAACAGAAAUAAAUUGUUUAAAAUUUUCACAAUGGAAAAUGUUAAUGAAAUUUUGUAUGCUUUUAAUGGCAAUUAAUUAUUCAAAUAAAUUUAUUGUUCAUUAUCUUGUAUCAAUGCAAUUUCGUCGAUAUGUUUGGAAUUUAUUUAGAAAAAUAACUUCAAUUCCAGAAAGAAAUAAUAAACGUACGAGAAGUAUUGAAGGUAGUUCUUAUCUUUAA